Ilex paraguariensis (yerba mate) is the source of this 2270-nucleotide messenger RNA. The record is from the annotation of a GenBank genome assembly. Lineage: Eukaryota; Viridiplantae; Streptophyta; Magnoliopsida; Aquifoliales; Aquifoliaceae.
AAAAAACACAAACAGUUAGAAUGGAAGAAGACCAGAUAUCAGUUCUCCAGUCUCCUCUGGUUCUAAACCAAGAAAGAAGCCAUGGUUUUAGUGGAGAGGUUCAUCAACAAGAAGGUUAUUACAGAGAAGAGGUAGUUGAAGAAGUGAAGAAACAGCUAGGCCUAGCCCUGCCUCUUAUAGCAGUUAGCUUGCUGCAGUAUUCUUUACAGGUGAUUUCAAUCAUGUUCGUCGGCCAUCUCGGAGAAUUGCCUCUCUCUGGUGCUUCCAUGGCCACUUCAUUUGCUUCAGUCACUGGUUUCAGCGUACUGCUAGGAAUGGGAAGUGCAUUGGAAACGCUAUGUGGGCAAGCCUAUGGAGCCAAACAAUACCACAUGCUUGGUGUGUACACACAAAGAGCAAUGCUCAUUCUCACAGUGUUAAGCAUCCCUCUUGCUUUCAUCUGGUUUUACACCAGCACCAUCCUCAUCUCUCUUGGCCAAGAUCAUGAAAUAUCGAUCGAGGCGGGCAAGUUUAAUCGGUGGAUGAUCCCGAGCCUAUUUGCCUACGGCCUCCUCCAAUGUCUCAACAGGUUUUUACAGACACAGAACAUUGUGAUUCCUAUGAUGAUAUCCUCUGGGAUCACAGCUUUGUUCCACAUUUUUGUUUGUUGGGUUCUUGUGUUUGGGUUUGGACUUGGAAGCAAAGGAGCUGCCUUGGCAAAUGCCAUCUCGAACUGGGUUAAUGUGAUUUUUUUUAUGGCUUAUGUUAAGUUCUCUCCAAUUUGCAUGAAGACUUGGACUGGUUUUUCAGAGGAAGCCUAUCAUGAAGUUCUCAGCUUUUUAAAGCUUGCCAUUCCUUCAGCAAUAAUGAUAUGCUUGGAAUAUUGGUCAUUUGAGAUGGUUGUUCUUCUAUCGGGUCUUCUUCCCAACCCAAAACUAGAGACAUCAGUAUUAUCAAUAAGCCUCAACACAUGUUGGAUGGUAUAUAUGAUCUCUGUCGGGCUUGGUGGCGCUAUAAGUACGAGAGUUUCAAAUGAAUUGGGUGGUGGGCAUCCACAAAGUGCUCGUUUAGCUGUAUGUGUAAUGACUAUAGUGGCCAUCUCAGAAGGUGCAAUAGUUGCAGCAAUUACCAUUGCGUUUCGCCAUCUCUGGGGAAGACUGUACAGCAAUGAAGAAGAAGUAAUCACAUAUGUUGCCAAGAUGAUGCCUCUGCUUGCAUUGUCUGACUUCUUGGAUGGAUUUCAAUGCGUACUUUCAGGUUAUAGUUUCUUGCAAUUAUAAGCAUUUGCAUAGGGUGUGUUCAAGUACAUAAAACAAACUAAGUUAUUUGAGUUGGCUCGAUUUUGGUUCGUGCAUGUCUAUUAUUUAGAUUCGAAAUUGAAUAUGAUCAAUACUUUUAAGCUAAUUUUGUAAUCAAGUUGGUAGACUCGAAAAAAAUGAAGUAGUGAAUUUUAUUUAGUUGUUAAGGAUGCUUGUUAAUCAAGUUAUGUGUUUUUUGGAUUUACUCGAUCCUGAGCUCAAAUUCAGUCCCGUACUACGAAAAGAAUAUGAUUCAAGCUAAAACUGAGCAUAUGAUCUAGAAAAUUAGACUAACUUGUAACAAAAAAACAGAAUAAUCCAAGCUCGGCAACUAAGUUCCAGUUGAGCUUGAAUUAGUGAUAAUCAACUUGAGCCGAGUCUGAGCAUACUAAAUCUCGACACUCAUAGUUUUAUUAAAUAUAUGGAGUGCUUAUAAAAUGCUCUUAAAGAACAAAAUUAUUGAAUAUUGGGAUUUCAGGGGCUGCCAGAGGAUGUGGAUGGCAAAAUCUGUGUGCAUUCAUUAAUCUUGGUGCUUAUUAUGUUGUAGCAAUUCCUUGUGCUGUCCUCUUUGCUUUCUUCUUCCAUAUUGGAGGAAUGGUGGGACUCUCUCUCUCUCUCACACACACACACACAAUAGAUAAAGUGCCACUGAAUUUCUCUAACUUGUUAGCAAACAGGGACUUUGGAUGGGAAUCAUUUGUGGACUCUGUGUACAAGUUGUAGCACUCAUUACCAUAAAUCUGUGCACCAACUGGGAUACUGAGGCCAGAAAAGCUGUAAACAGAGUUCAAAAGACUGGUGUACUGAUUGAAUGACACAAUAGAUAAAGUGUUUAUUAUAACAAUAACUCAGCCAAUUAAUGAUUGAUGUAUACUUUUCUCCUUUGUAUACUUCUUUUGCUGAAUAAAGAUCAUGUAUUUAUGAGGGGAAAAAAAGGAAGGAAAAUCUUAUAGCAUUAGGGGAUUAUGCAAAGCACAUCCUUCAAAUGUCAAG